Notechis scutatus (mainland tiger snake) is the source of this 863-nucleotide messenger RNA. The record is from RefSeq and is a predicted model, not a curated record. Lineage: Eukaryota; Metazoa; Chordata; Lepidosauria; Squamata; Elapidae.
UUGAGAAACACUGUUUUUCACUAAAGAAUAAACGGGCCAACCUUUGCAAGAGUUGGGAUUUCUAACCUGUCUUCCACAAAGACUCACAAAUAGGCAGAACAUGAAUUUAUUGGUUACUAAAAUUGUGGUUAUUGAUUGCUUCAGCGCAAAAAAUAAUUCUGAAAUGCUUGGAUUAGCUAUUCUGAGUUGCAAAAGUCUGGACAACCAAGACUUAUGUACCUCUUUUUUAUUGGCUUGGUGUUGUUUUAAUAUUUGCAAUCCUAGCAAACACUGGCGGAAAGUGAUUCAGAUUCUAGGUGACUCCUUCCCAUACAAAUUGGUUGCAAAGAAAAUAGACUUACCUGAGUACCAAGGGGAGCCUGAUGAUAUUUCUAUACAGAAGUGCCUGGAAGCAGCUAAGCAGAUUCAGGGACCAGUUAUAGUAGAAGAUACCUGUUUGUGUUUCACUGCUCUUGGAGGUCUCCCAGGGCCAUAUAUAAAAUGGUUCCUAGAAAAGCUAAAGCCAGAAGGUCUCUACAAACUCUUAGCGGGAUUUGAAGAUAAAUCUGCUUACGCUCUCUGCACCUUUGCUUUCAGCACUGGAAAUCCAGAUGAUCCUGUAAAGUUAUUCAAAGGCCAAACUCAAGGGCAUAUAGUUGAACCAAGAGGACCUCGAGAUUUUGGAUGGGAUCCUUGCUUCCAGCCAGAAGGCUGCACAGAGACAUAUGCUGAAUUGCCCAAGACUGUGAAGAACUCUAUUUCUCAUCGUUACAAAGCCUUGAAAGAGCUGUCUGCCUAUUUUGUUCAACACCACAACCCAGCAGAGAGCCUAUCUGGUUAACCUGUGUGGAUCUGUGAAAUGUUCUUUUUUUAAAUAUAAAAUU